CGGCCGCACGUCCCGCCGCUCGCCGCCGUCACCACCACGGCGGGCGUCGACGACGCGAGCCGCAUCGAGGCCAUCAAGAAGCAGAUCCUCUCCAAGCUGGGCUUGCGCUCCAAGCCCAACGUCACCACGGCGCUUCCGCGGGCCGUCGCUCUGGACACCCUGGAGCGCGCCGGCGGAGACGCCCGCCGCUCCACCGCCGCAGACAUGCCGCGCCAGCGCUCGGCCGAGACCGUGCCCGACGACUUCUACGGCCGCACCUCCGAAAUCAUCACGUUCGCCGAACCAGGUCACACCUUAAAUGGCCAGACCCUUCUUGAAUUCUCUCGAUUUCAAGAAAUGGAAGGGGAAGGAGCUGGCCCAGAACUGCGGGUGAAGGCUGCUGCUCUGUGGGUCCGCGUCGCCUUCCGCCCUUCGCUCCCUAAGGACCUGAGGAGCAUCCCUGACAAGAACCUUACGCUCUGGCUGUUCAAAGUAACCAAGCCGGCCACUGUAUCUUUUACCAAUGACACGCACCUGAGUGGUAAGGAGUUCGAUGACUACACAGAAAUGGCAGCAUCCUUACCUGUCACACUAUCAGGACUGGGAUGGCUGAAAUUUGAUCUCACAUCAACAGUGCAGAACUGGUAUGCUGCUAGACAUGCUCCAAGAGAACGUCUGCGCCUUCUGGUAGACUGUUCUGGUUGUUCUGAUAUGGUGGAAGCCAUCCUGUUCCAGCAGCGGCCACCAGAUGCUGAUUAUAAGCCACAUCCUGAGACUAGUUUCUCUAGGGUGAUUAACAGUAUUGACUCCACAAGUGACCUGUACUCUCAAAGUCACCCUAGCAGUCUGGGUCUAUCCAAUGAUACCCAGCGUCCAUUUCUAGUAGUCCACACAGAUCCAACUGCCAUUAGACGUGUCAGAAGAAGAGCAUUGGAUUGCACUGAUGGAGACAAAGGUCCUUGCUGCAAAAACAAAUUUUACGUUAAUUUUACAGAAAUCGGAUGGGAAGACUGGAUUAUAGCACCUAGUGGUUACUAUGCAAAUUACUGUCGUGGUGAUUGUGGUGGACCUCACAGAACGCCAGAUUCCUACGUGAACUUCCAUACACCUCCACUGGAGGAGUAUAGAAAGAUGGACAGCCUACCAGGUUUACAACCUUGUUGUGCUCCACUCAAGUUCUCAUCAAUGUCUUUAAUUUAUUGGGGUCUAGAUAACAAAAUAAUAAAGAGAGAUCUCCCGAAAAUGGUUGUUGAUGAGUGUGGUUGUCCUUAGAAUAAAAACAUUCCUCCCUCAUUGUGUGUCUAUAUAUUUCCAAAAAACAUUCCAUAAACUCAUUUCAUUUAUUGUCAUUUACAUCCAUUCAAACUUCAUAUCAUCAAUUUGAAUUUCACAGCUUUUAUUAUGACUAGACUGUUUUAUUGGAAACUAGCAUGUCAAUGGAGGAAACACACAGAAUCGAAGACUGACUGAUAUUUGACUGGGUGACACUUACAUUCUUAUCUUUUCAGCUCUUAUGCUGCCUAAUGUUUAGUAAUAUAAGUAUUAAUUUGUUAUAAAUUUUGGUAAAUAUAUAGGUCAUUCAACCUAAUAAAAUUAUUAAGCAGGAGUUGGCAUACUAUAGAUGUGUAAUUUAUUACUAGCACUGUGUAGAUGUAUCGCAUAAUUUUUUUAAUUGUACAGUGACUCUGAUAAUGUUUAACUAUAGUUUUGAUUAUGCUAUUAAAACACGAUGAAAUGAAAGUCUCUCUUUCCAUUCAAGCUACAGACAGAAGUUAUAAUUAAGCUGAGUUACCCAUAUUGAUUUUUCACCUUACAAGGCACUAUUUCCUUUUUUAUUAUUUUAAGUAUCUGUACACCUGUAAUAUUCUGUUACUUCAGUAACGAUGUAACAACAAUUUAGUAUGUAGAAUAUGAUCUUCAAACUUUAAAAUUUAAACUACAUUUUAGGAUGGCUUUUCUCAUAGCAAUACAAUGAUUGUAACAAAUAUAUAAUUGUGACAAUUAAUAUGCUUCUAAAUGAAUUUCACAAAUCAGAGCAAUAACAUUACAGUCAGACAUAGCAAACAUAUUUACCAUUAUGUGUUACAAGAGGAACAUAAAGAGUAAUUUUAAUGGUGCAAAGCAUUUUAAAAACAUAAGGGAACAGCAUAGUGGCUACAGUACUCGGUUUUGUACACAAUAACUUUUCGUUCACAGUUUUUUAUGAAUGGAAAAUGCAGGACACUUAUUUUUAAAUGGGUAACAUAUAAUUUUUUUCUUCAAAUAACAGACUGUUCUGCUACUUAAUGGAUUACACAUGAAUCAGAUAAUAACCUUUAAAGUAAAUGUAUACAUCUGACACUCAAUUCUGUCAUCAAUAUAAAAAUUUAUUAUUCUUCAUUCAGUUCUAAAAUAAAAAUUGUGUUUGUUAAAUCCAUUUUUACGCUGAUAUUUUGUCCUACUACAUGCAGCUCUUAAUAAUGUUGAAUUUUCCAGUGAGCUACAUAAUAACUUAAAAAUAAGAAUUACUAAACAAUAAUUGACUUUGUUAUUUUUCUCUACUUGAAUGGUUAUCUAUUAUUUAAAGUUAAGGUGUACUUAAUACUAUCCAGUUUGUUUCACUUAAGUUACAGUUUCUCGUUAAUAUUAGUAACUUUCAUGGUAACACUAGAAAUUUUUAUCCAGCAUAUUUCAUAAUAAGUAUUUGUUGAAGUGUGGUCUGUUUUUGUAAGAAAUUUCUUCUACGAAUUCACAAGUAAUUUGGCAGUCUUCUGGCAACAGAAAAAAAUACCCCAAUUUCUGGUAGUGGCGUGUGUUGUCAGUUCUGUCUGCCUGUGAUAUUCACAAUAUGUAUUUAUUGCGGUAGUUCCAUAUAUUUUACAAGUGCAACUUUAGAGUAUCUGUAUUGCUGACGUAAUUUACAUUCAUGAAUAAAACAUUUUUUACAAA
This is a messenger RNA of Schistocerca serialis cubense, 2907 nucleotides long. RefSeq names its product inhibin beta chain-like. Gene Ontology annotation, cellular component: extracellular region. The transcript is spliced from 3 exons. Gene Ontology annotation, biological process: SMAD protein signal transduction. Gene Ontology annotation, molecular function: growth factor activity; cytokine activity. Lineage: Eukaryota; Metazoa; Arthropoda; Insecta; Orthoptera; Acrididae. The annotation marks the transcript as partial. The record is from RefSeq and is a predicted model, not a curated record.